Molecule: messenger RNA, 108 nt
Organism: Acanthoscelides obtectus
Lineage: Eukaryota; Metazoa; Arthropoda; Insecta; Coleoptera; Chrysomelidae
Source: the annotation of a GenBank genome assembly
AAUUCAUACAGAAAAAUGCAUUCUAAAAUUAGAUCAGUGGAUUUUUCUCUUUCAGCAGUUGUCGAAAGCCCGUCUGCAGCUGAACUACUUAACUGGCGAUUAUCCUAA